Molecule: messenger RNA, 6585 nt
Organism: Parnassius mnemosyne (clouded apollo)
Lineage: Eukaryota; Metazoa; Arthropoda; Insecta; Lepidoptera; Papilionidae
Source: the annotation of a GenBank genome assembly
ACAUUUGAGCGAAUCACAAACUGUGAACAAUGUAAUCUCGAAAUCACGGGCAUGCUGUCGGCCAUCUUUGAUAAAUUUGAAAAUCGAAUGUAUGUGAUUGGUCAGUAACGAGACGUCAUUUCAGUCUGACGGCGUUGCGCAAAUUAUAAAUUUUAACUCUCUCAUUGCGGCUGCCAUGUUUUUUUUCAUGUGAAUGUGGGGUGUGUGUGUAUAGAUUUAUCAUGAUAAUUUCCACACAUAAACUAUUACGGAACUAAAGGAUGCACGAAGUGCGUCAUUUGUCAUAAGCUAGUGACGAUGCGAGCGCAUACAAUCAACUAAAUUGAAAAUCGUUGCCUUAUGCUAAACUAGCAAAGAAUACGCCAAAGAAAUUAAGAAUGUAUUAUUAAUACGGAAGCAUCCUGAAGGAUCGAUAAAUAACACGGCCCAAGGCAAAAGAAAAAUGGAUACUCGAUUAAUGAAUAUGAUGUUGGUGUUUGAUAACGUUAGUGAUUGUACCGGGCAGGAUGCGUAAACAUAAAAAAGGGAGCCAGGCGUACGCCUGCUGGCCUGCCACGUCGAGAGAGCUGCACCAAACUUCGCGUUUCAUCAUCUGAUACCCCGCACAUUAAGGACAGGGAACUAAUCUGGACAACAUUGUUGAUCAGCUGUGCAUAAGACUACAUGACAUCAAAGAUAAAGAAAAUACUGCAGUAGUAGGCAUGCCCACGUGUUCCUUAGAACAAAGUGAAGCAGUACGUCGAUAUUACGCUGCUUUUCCGGCUCUAAAAAAAGGCCAGGAGUCGCCAUUGCAAUACUAUUUGCCACCACCAGCGUGGUGUCGUAAACCAAGUACUGAAAUAAAGGUCAAAAUGCAAAGUGAAAUCUCAAUGUCAAAAGAUUGGAAUUCCAAAAACAAGAAGUACUCGUCAGGGAAGGAAAGGCGCAACUCUUACCACAAUCAGAGGAAAAAUAACAGAAAACGGUGGAACAGUUACAGUAAAUCAUUUGAGAGCAAGGAGAGUCUUCCUGAGUGGGUGACACAUGAGGGAGUUUGGGAUAUGGAAACCCAGGAUCCGGUUAAGGAGUUUAUAAGAGCUAUUGCAUUGGAUGAAGGUUAUGGUACUUGUGAAAAUACAGUCACAGAUGAAAUAAAAGAGAUAACUGAAGUCAAGCUGCAAAUGAAAGAUAAUGUGGUGCCAGACUGGGAUGAUAGUCUGGAUUUGGCUACAGAGUGGGUGAUAACAGAAGACCUUAACCCCCGAGUACGGUCCCCAAUGGAGGAAGAAUUGUAUGCAAAGUUUGAAGCAAAGUUUGAUAGGAGUAUUGAAGCAUUAUGGUCAAAAGACCAAAACACACCUGAUGAUGAAUAUCAAGACCUGCCAAUUGAUUUUCAAGAUUUGCUGUCAUCGCCCUCCGACCACCUUUUUGCAGAUCCGUCCACUGAAAAGUACAGUUUGAUUUCUCUGACAGAGAGCAUCUGGUCAACAGAUGCUGCGGAAAGUCUGUUAGUAGAGCGUGCCGAUUCGCCUUCAAAGAUAGCAGAUGCGCUCCAUGACCGCUUCAAGCCGUUGAAUCUAAGCGAUUCCGCGGAGCCAAUGCCGCCUCGUGAGCUUGAGUCUUUCACAUUGUACGAGAGUGAAGAGUUGUAUGAUGCACUAUCGACUGUCGCGCAGACGAUGCGUUCGUUCACCGCGAUCAACCACAGCCGAGACCGCAGCGGUUUUGUGGAGGUUCCGCCUCGGAGACGUAGCCGUGAACCUAAACUUCCUGUCGAACCACAACCAAUAGAAGAACCACCCCGUUCCCCAUCCCUUGACCGCGAAGACCUGCUCAUAUCUUCUCGCACGCAUUUCCGACCGAUCCGGCGCGAAUCGGAGUUGGACAUAACGCGAUACGCCGACGGCGACACCUUCGACAUACGCGGUGACCUCGACGUGGUCGACAUCCAGCGGAGUGAAUCCGGCGGCGUCUAUAUCGGUAGCUCGCUAGAACGUUACCUCGAAUACCGUUCCAAGAGCAUCGAUUACGGCCGGCUGAAUCUAACGGAGGCGCAGCGGUGUGCGGAUUUCGACGACACCGGGUUUCGGUUGCGUUUUCCGGUUCGGCAACACGACACCGGCGUGCAGACGGAGCGGCCCGACGCCUGGGCGUGCGAGGAGUGCGGCCGCGCCGCCAAGAAGAUGCGCAGCGCGAUGCAUAGCAUCUGGAGCGAGGAAAGUGCAUGCGAGUGUGUCGUUCAUACGGAGCCGUCGGUCGCUCCGCCGCGGGACGAGCUCUCACGCGAAUGGGAGGAGUUGCUAGCGGACAUAAGCGCUGCGCACGCGCAGUACGCGAACGCGACGGAUUCGGUCGACGAGACGCUCGCCAGUGCGGACCGCAAGCGGAGGCACAGUGCUGCGCUGCGUUGCGCGGGCGUGUGCUCGCACCCGCACGCGCGCUUCCUGCACUGCUGCGCCGCGGCGCUCGACCGCCCGCUCACGCGCUGACCGCGCCCGACCGCACACUGCGUUGCCGCCCGCCCGAACCCAUACGCGCCACGCACCCCGCUAUAUUCCUUAUAAAACCCACCUUCGCCUUGUCUUCACUUGAAUGAAAUUGAAAUGUUCUUUGAGCAGUGAAAUGAAUUUGUUUGAAUUUUUUUUUACGUGGGAUAUAUUUUUACAUAGGAAAAGAAAUCUACUGUUGUUUUUGACAAAUUUCUUACAUAGAGAAAAACCCAGCAUAGAAUUAGUGUAUAUCAGCAGUUAUGGCCUGAAUGCAAAAUCCCUUUCAUUUGUAUACUACAUUAGUUUUGUUUAAAGUAAUUUUCUUUGCAAUCACAAGUGGGACUGGUGUGUUUGGGAUUAAAAUGCGCUUAUGUGCAAUUUGUUCGAUGCUAUUGACAAAUUAUAUUAGUGUAAAACAAAUUACAUUCGAAUAAAUUAAGGACAUCAUAUUGAUUUUAAGACAAAUUUCUAUUGGAAAUGCUCAUAGCAACAAUGCAUAAUAUACUACUUUUAUUUGACUAUCAUGAUAUAAUUUGUCAGUGGCUUGUUUAAUAUACAAUAGUUCAUAUAAGGUCUAUUGCAAACUUGCAUGUAAUUUGAAGCAUUAAUAACUUUAAUAUUAUCCUGUUACGAUUGAGGCUAUUUUAACACUACAUUCAGUGUUCAGAAUUAAUAACCUUCUAUCAAGUAAGUAGGUAUUUCUACUAUCCCAGAAGGUGAAAAUCAUAGAAUUCAAAAUAAUUAAGUGAAUAUACUGUCAAGGUAGCCUCUAUACCGAUUAUUAUAUCCUUUACCGCGAUCAUACAUUCUUUGUAUAUAUAGCCCUUUAUCCAUGGAAAGUUAUUAAAAGGUAUAACAAGAAUCAACCUGUUUUGUCGUACAUGGAUUUGUUUAAACAAGGCAGGGGUCGCUUCAUAACAAAUCGAAACCAACGGCCCAUAAAGAGUGAUUCUCUCAUAUAUAAAUAGUGUUAGUCGGCAGGAAUGGAAGGAUAACUAAGUUGAGAAAAGAGAACUAGAAAUGUGCUAACAUAUCUUAUGUCUUAUAGUUGUUUGGGAAAGAAGUAAAAUGUAAAAUUAAUUUAGUUCAAUGUUUCCUUUGUAGGGAUUUUUAAAUAUAUAUAUAUGUAUGCAUGUUUGUUAAAAUGCUCUCGAUUGCAAGGGAUUAUAUAAAAAUUUUAUUUGAGCUUUUUAUUGACUUCAAACGAUAUUUUAUGCAUUUUAAUGAGAAUGUCUAUUUACAUUUGAAUUGCUGAAUUUUUUGUUUAAUAAUUUUUGUAAAAUAUCAAUCAAUAACUUUAAAAUAAUGAAAUAUGUCACAAACGAGAGCAUUUUAAAGCAAACACAUCGGGCGAUUCUAAUAUAAUUCUUACAAUAAUAUCGUCCAGAGAUGUUUAAAAAAUAAUUUGUUAUUAUAAAAGUAGGUGAACAGGUAUAUUAUUUUUGUUAGUAUUUUUUUCGUUUACGUUUUCUAAAGAGCUGAAAUUCGUUUAAAAUUUAUACUGUAGGAAGAAAUUGUUUUUUUUUUUUUGUUUGACAUUUUUUUCGAAGCGUACACGACGCGCAUCUAUUUUUUGGCAUUGGAGUCGUACAGAUAGGAUCGUAGGUUUUGUAAGUUGCACGGUGGACGCCUUUCGAAAUUUCCAAUGAAUUGCUUUUAAACAUCACGAUGGAUUGAGUAGCGCACUGCAAGUAUUGCAAAUGGCAGACGUUACGAUUUUAAACGUUUCCAAUGCCUAUAUUUCGCUUAGAAGCGAUAUCGAGAUGUAUAAUAGGUAACUGUCGUUGGUAUUCGUUAUUGAAAGGCAGUGGAUUAUUUCAAUGGUUUGUCCAAUAUGUCUUUAAGUUUUAUUCGCGGUCGUUUUAUUGAUUGGCCGUUCCAGGUAAAAGUAGGACAGAUGGAGGUAUUCGUGGGCUUGACUACCCGCUAGUAAUGAUUGAAGUGAAAAGUUUUCUACGAAGUUGGACAAUGUUAGACGAGGAUCAAAAGCCCUCUAGUGUGGUAAUGAAUGGGAUUUAUUGUGGUCUUUAAUAAUAAUGUUCGCAGCUACUGUUUAAUAUUCUGGGUAUGUCUGUAAGCUCUUUUCACCGGCAUGUUAUGAUACUACAAGAUCGUUUUUGGUUAAAGGUGUGACAGAAUCUUAAACAGUGGCAGUAUUAAAUUGUAAUAUAAUUUACAACUCCAUAUAUGGAUGGUAACAGUUCAUAUAGGCGUAACUGUUAUUAUAGUUUAUAUAAAGCAUAGGAAGUGUAUAUGUUAUAUUUUCAUUUUUUAUGUAGAGGCCAUACAUAGUUACGGUAUUGCCAAUGUUCAAAAAACUAGUAACACUGGUAACUAUGUAUGAGAGUACCAUUCAAUAUUUAUGUAUUUCAUUUACACCAUUCUCUCGUAACAUUUCAUAUAAAAUUGCGAACUUUAUCGUGUUUUAUAUAAUUAUAUAUUUAUUUACUUUCUGUAGUGUGAUAUAUUUCUCUUUGUCAUAAUUAUAUCUUAUAAUGAAAAAAGUAUAAAAAAAUGUCAUUGCAGGAUUUCCAUCUGAAGAGCUAUAUAUAUUUAUAUAACGUAUUGUGGAAUUAAUGUGUAGGAUCUUUCUGUUGUUUAAAAUGUAUUGUUAUAGUAUUUUAUCUUUUUGUUUCCUUGUCUGAAAUUAUUUUGAGACUAAAAUGUGAACAAUAAUAUAGCUGAAAAAUUAUUUCAGCUAUAUUAUUUUCAUGUCUAAAGUUCCAUUGUAUCAUUUGUAUGGUUGGGUAUUUUAAAACUCAUUCAACUAAUGAAUUAAUUUCAUUUCUCUCAUGUCAUGUAAUCUAUUGAGAUCAUCACAGUUUUAGUUUUUUUGUUGUGCUGUCAUAUGUUCAUAUAUUGUACUUAUUCUAUUAACAAUAUUCGCUAAAGAAUACUUCGAAAAAAAAAAGAAAAUCUAAAAAAAUAUUGUUAUAGUCAAGUUUGCAUAUAAUAUUAUGUUUGAUUAGCAAUUAAUCUAAUGUAAUGUGCCUAUGCACUUGAUUGGCUUAGAUCCAGAACAUCUGCGGAUAAAAGUUGUUCUAAAACUUUAAUGUUAAGGACAACAAAACAGUUUGCAAUGGCAUUAUUUUAGGGGACUAUAGAUAACACAAUGUCAUUGCGGACUUAAUUAAUUUUUGUAUGAUGCGAUAUCAAUAAUCUUGGGGUUUCAAAUUGCGUUAGUGUUUCCAACCAUAAAUAUUAUUGACAUCGUAUUAAAUUAAGGGCCCGCAAAAUCACUUGCAUGAAUUUCUGACAGCUUUUUAGUAACAUUUGAUCAAACAAAGGUGAACAGAAAUCUGUGUAAGGAAUUUGGAAACGGGUGUUGUGUCCCCACAAGAACUAAAUACAUUAUUAGCCACAAUUACACCGCGAGUGGCUUACCGAGAUUUUCAUCAAUAAUGUAUUAGUAUUGCAUAUUUAAAUAUUUAUACAAACAGCUGAUUAUAAGUCAACUCUUUGUUUAACAUAAAAGUGUUUCAUUUUGGGCUGAGAGCAGCAUUUUUCCUAUACGUUUUGGACACGUCGCUAUCUGCACACGUUUUAAAAAUAUAAUUAAAAAAAGACCGUAGUUAUUUGAAAAUCUUGUAAUGAAUGCUCUCCGCUCAUGGAACAAGUGGGCUUGUAACCGAUAGCUAUCUAUCAACUAGCCUUGGUUACAUGCAAAUUUGUUACAGUUCAUAUAAAAUUAUAUCAUUUAUUUUCUUUCUUGAAACUGUAAAUUCAUUAGAAAAAUUAUCUUCUAAGCUGGGGUAGUAGCAGUCUCGAGGGAUUUCACAUUUUUUUAAUCGAAAUUUAUUGAAAAAUUCUAGCCAUGUUCUAUACAAAUGUAAUUCACAAACCAUAACAUUGCUUUAUUAUGUAGGUAAUGCUGUAGUUACGAAGCCUCUACACAACAGUUUUAAUUUUGAAUUUAAUCAUUAACAAUAUACGAAAUGUAUUUGUGUGGCACCAACAAUUUUGUAUGUAGUAACUUAGCUUAGAAGUUGUAAUCGUUAAAAAUCAAUACAUUAAUUUGUACCAAUUAAAUAAAUUAAAUAGUGGUUAUCCCUGAAAAUAGUUACCAUUUUCGUUUCGUUAGGUUGUGCUCACUACUCUGGUUCUUGCCACUUGUGGG